AUGAUAGACAACGCAUCGAUCUAUGAUCGACCAAUUGCAAGUUCUGACCUAACUACGAUGAAACGAGCAGAUGGGCGUGGCCAACGGAGCCUCCGAACCGAGGAUAACAAUGAUGAGAGUGGGUGCAGCGGACAACGAGAGCACGAGUCUCCGACGAGCCAAGAGUCGCCAAUACCGACAUCGAACGACGACGAAGCUACGACAGCAGCAGCCAUGACGAACGAGCGAUCACGAACGCAACGACGAUCCAGACGAAUUUUUCUAUCAUCACAUUCUUCCUCUUCAACAACUUCAUCCUCAUCAUUUUAUUCACUAUUAAAAUUAUCAUCAUUUUCAUGGCGACACAUAUACUAUGCGGUUUUCUUGAUAUGUUGGAUAGUAAGUGGCGUCGUGGCGGCGCCAACAGACCGAAAUGAACGUCAGCCAACAGUUGAGAUUCUUGAUGGAUAUGUCAAUUAUUCAAUAAAUGGGAGCUCGGCAGUUCCAACCUUUCAAGAAAUCUCACGAAACGCGUUCCUUCAACUAAAAGGAACACCAGUAGAGUCCCGCUUUCGACUCGGAGCAGCCUAUCAGCUGGAGAGUCAUGAAGAAGAACAAGCGAACCAUGUGAAUCAUGUGGACCAUAAAUCCCAUAUGGAUCAUCUAACCCGACAUCAUCGUAAGAAGAAUCGAAAACCGGUUGGCAAGUUGAAGAAAAUUGGAAAAGACGAAAAUGGAGAAACUGUAUUAGAAGGGCGGAAACAUGCCCUUCUUCAACUUGCCGAUCCCGAUGCAUUGAUUAUGAAUCAACGGUGUGACGGUCAGAAGUUCAAACAAAGAAUCCGAGUUGACGGAUGUUUAACGAAGGUUGUGGUCAAUAGACUCUGCCACGGCACAUGCGCCAGUAUCUUCAUACCCAGAUUGCACUCAAAAAAGCUGAAAGCAGCAUUCCAUAGUUGUGCGGCAUGUGCUCCUGCCGAGUACGACUUUGUUGAUAUAACUCUAGACUGUCCUGGCAGGACACCGCCCACUGCAACCAAGACGAUUGUGAAGGUGAAAAGUUGCAAGUGCAAAGAAGUGAGGAUAGACAAAUAUUCAGAAUAA
This is a messenger RNA of Caenorhabditis remanei, 1083 nucleotides long. RefSeq lists its product as uncharacterized. Gene Ontology annotation, biological process: animal organ morphogenesis. The transcript is spliced from 5 exons. The record is from RefSeq and is a predicted model, not a curated record. The coding region runs from base 1 to 1083 and encodes 360 amino acids. Gene Ontology annotation, molecular function: BMP binding; receptor ligand activity. NCBI's taxonomy places the organism in Eukaryota, Metazoa, Nematoda, Chromadorea, Rhabditida, Rhabditidae.